Messenger RNA from Melospiza georgiana, 11705 nucleotides. RefSeq names its product mucin 2, oligomeric mucus/gel-forming (gene MUC2). The transcript has 64 exons. The record is from RefSeq and is a predicted model, not a curated record. Gene Ontology annotation, cellular component: extracellular matrix. The coding region runs from base 1 to 11469 and encodes 3822 amino acids. Gene Ontology annotation, molecular function: protein binding. Lineage: Eukaryota; Metazoa; Chordata; Aves; Passeriformes; Passerellidae.
AUGGGGCUAAGAGCGGCCAGCCUCUUCCUUCUCUGGCUGGCUCUUUCCUCUGCUACUGAAAUAAAAAAAGGAAGGACAAGAAGCCAUGGCCACUAUGUCUGCAGCACUUGGGGAAACAACCAUUUCAAGACUUUUGAUGGAGACAUCUACCAAUUCCCUGGCCUUUGCGAGUAUAAUUUUGUUUCCGACUGCCGAGAGGCUUACAAGGAGUUCUCUGUCCACAUCCAGCGUGCUCUCGACAGCAAUGGCCAUCCUGAGAUCCAGUAUAUUCUGAUGAAAAUCAAGGAUAUAAUGGUCUACCUCAAACCCAACCUGGUUGUGGUGGAUGGGCGGAUUGUGAAGACACCUUACUACUCCUCUGGUGUCCUCAUUGAGAGCAAUGAAAUUUACACCAAGAUUUAUGCCAAAUUAGGCAUGGUUCUGAUGUGGAACCAGCAGGAUGCCCUCAUGGUGGAGCUGGACAACAAAUUUAAUAACCAUACCUGUGGUCUCUGUGGGGAUUACAAUGGCAUUCAAAUCUACAAUGAGUUCAUCAAGGGAGAUGCAAGCUACAAUUCAAUUACAUAUGGGAAUAUGCAGAAGAUCAGCAAACCCAAUUCCAAAUGUGAAGAUCCAGAUGAAACUCAGGCUCUUCCAAGCUGUAAUGAGCAUCGUGACGAGUGUCAGAAGUUGCUGACCUCCUCUGCAUUUGCUGACUGUCGGCUGCGUCUUAAUUUGGAGAUGUACAUCCAAGCGUGCAUGCAGGACAAGUGUGCCUGCAAUGGGAAGGACGACUCCUUCUGCCUCUGCAGCACCAUCUCCGAGUAUUCCCGCCAGUGCUCGCACGCAGGCGGCCGCCCGGGAGAAUGGAGGACACAGAGCUUCUGCCCCAAGACCUGUCCUGCUACCAUGGUCUAUAGAGAAAGCAGCUCACCCUGCAUGGAUACUUGCUCACACUUGCAGAUCAGCAGCCUUUGUGAGGAGCACUACAUGGAUGGCUGUUUCUGCCCUGAAGGAACUGUGUAUGAUGAUAUCAGUGAAAAAGGCUGCAUCCCUGUUAGCCAGUGCUACUGCAAACUUGGUGGAAAGAGUUAUGCACCUGGAGAAAGCAUUUCCAAAGAAUGUGAAGAAUGCACCUGUAAUUCAGGCAGAUGGACCUGCAAAGAUCUACCUUGCCCAGGCACAUGCUCAGUGGAAGGAGGUUCCCAUUUUACCACCUUUGAUGGGAAGAAAUACACCUUCCAUGGAGACUGCUACUAUGUGUUGGCCAAGGGUACUGCAAAUGAGAGUUAUGCUCUCCUGGCAGAACUGGCUCCCUGUGGCUCCACAGACAAACAGACCUGCUUGAAGACUGUUGUGCUGUUAGUGGAUAACAAAAAGAAUGUGGUGGUUUUCAGAUCAGAUGGCAGCGUGCUCCUGAACGAGAUGACAGUGAAUGUGCCUCAUGUGUCAACCAGCUUCUCAGUAUUCAAGCCGUCUUCCAACUACUUUGUUGUACAAACUCCAUUUGGGCUUCAGGUGCAGAUCCAGCUGUUUCGAGUCAUGCAGCUGUUUGUGACUGUGGAUCAAUCAGUUAAAGGAAAACUUCAAGGUCUUUGUGGAAACUUCAAUGGAAUGGAAGGUGAUGACUUUAGAACAACCAGUGGGCUGAUUGAGGCUACAGGAUCUGCCUUUGCUAACACAUGGAAAGCUCAGUCCACCUGCACAGACCAGGUAGAAAAGCUGGAAGAUCCCUGCAGUCUCAGCAUUGAAAGUGCAAAUUAUGCUGAGCAUUGGUGCUCUUUGCUGAGAAACCCAAAGGGUCCUUUUGCAAGAUGUCACAUAGCCGUUGAUCCUUCAGAAUACUAUAAGAAAUGUAAAUAUGACACCUGCCUCUGUGAAGACAAUGAAGAAUGUUUGUGUGCUGCCCUGUCCUCUUACUCAAGAGCCUGUGCUUUCAAAGGGAUCAUACUGGGAGACUGGAGAAAGAGUGUUUGCAGUAAUGAAGCAUCUUCCUGCCCAGGAAAUCAAGUCUUCCUUUACAACCUCACAAUGUGCCAGCAAACCUGUCGCUCCCUUGCUGAUGGUGAAAAGUAUUGCUUGCAAGACUUUGCCCCUGUGGAUGGCUGUGGCUGCCCAUCCAAUACAUACUUGGAUAACCAGGAUAACUGUGUGCCCAUCUCCCAGUGCCCAUGUUAUUACAAGGGAUCAUACCUGGAACCUGGGGAGUAUUUCACAAAAGAUGGAGAACGCUGUGUUUGCCGAAAUGCAAAGAUCCAGUGCACUUCAGUGAAAUUAAGAAUGAGAAGUGAAGCAGAAUGUUCUUCUAACAAGACAUACUUUGACUGCAAUGCAUUCUCGAAGUGGACUUCCCAAACACCUCUGCAACUUAGCUGUCAUACUCCUCAAACCGAUCAUUUCCAGACAGAGUGUGUCUCAGGCUGUGUGUGCCCUGAAGGUCUGUUUGAUGAUGGCAGAGGGGGCUGUGUUGAGCAAAAAGAUUGCCCAUGCAUUCACAACAAUGAGUGGUAUUAUUCUGGAGGCAAGAUAAAAGUGGACUGCAACACCUGCACCUGCCAGAAAGGGGUUUGGAAAUGCACUGAGGACGUGUGCUAUGGGACUUGUAUGAUAUAUGGAAGCGGCCAUUAUAACACUUUUGAUGGGAAAUUCUAUGACUUUGAUGGGAGCUGUGAAUAUGUGGCUACUCAGGACUUCUGUGGUGACAAAAAUUCCAGUGGCUCAUUCAGUAUCAUCACAGAGAAUGUUCCUUGUGGAACUACAGGAGUCACCUGCUCAAAGGCUAUCAAAAUGUUCCUAGGGAAAAUUGAGCUGAAAUUGGAGAACAAAGAGUCCAAAGCAAUUCAGCGAGAUGUUGGUGAUGAUGUGCAGUAUUGGAACAGGACAGUCGGCCUGUACCUGGUUAUUGAGGCUAGCAAUGGUGUGAUGCUGAUCUGGGACAAGAAGACUACAGUUUUCAUCAAGCUGAGCCCUGAUUACAAGGGUAAAGUGUGUGGUCUGUGUGGCAACUUUGAUGACAAGGCAAACAAUGAUUUUACAACAAGGAGUGGACUGCAGGACAAUAAUCCUCUGAAUUUUGGAAAUUCCUGGAAACAAUCUCCCAUGUGCCCAGAUGUCACAGAAGAGAUUAAGCCCUGUGAUCUGAAACCACACCGGAAGUCUUGGGCAGAGAAAGAAUGCAGCAUCAUCCAGAGUGAUGUCUUCAAAAUUUGUCACUCCAAGGUGGACCCACUUCCUUACUAUGAGGCUUGUGUUCAUGAUGCCUGCUCCUGUGACAGCGGUGGGGACUGUGAGUGCUUCUGCUCUGCAGUUGCAGCGUAUGCCCAAGAGUGCAUCAAGGCUGAGGCCUGUGUUUUCUGGAGAACUCCUGAUAUCUGCCCGAUAUUCUGUGACUACUACAACCCUCGCAACGAGUGUGACUGGCACUAUGAGCCUUGUGGCAGUAAUAUCACAACCUGCAGGAUGAUCAAUAAUGUCAGCACCAACUUUACAGUACCAUUACUGGAAGGUUGCUACCCCAGAUGCCCUAAGGACAAGCCUAUUUACAAUGAAGACACAAAGCAAUGUGUGACUGAAGAUCAAUGUGGAUGUUACCUCGAGGAUGGAACCUAUGUGCCCCCUUGGCAAGAAAUACCCACAGAGGAAAACUGUACAACAUGUAUCUGUGUCCCAUCAGGAUCCAUAGAGUGUAAACCGGUCCCAGGAUGUCCUUGUGUCAUCAAUGGAACGAGUUAUGAAGAGGGUGCUACUGUGGGAGUCGUACAGGACGGUGACACAUGUACAAGAUACAUUUGUGCAGCAAAUGGCUCUGUAGUUCCUGUUGAAGUCUAUCCCUGUCCAACAUCUUCACCUACAACCAUUUCAACCUCCUCCCCUCACAGUACUCUUACCACCACCACCACAGUUUCCACCACAAGCCGCCCAGUCACUACAACUCCAUGCGUAGUCACAGAACUAAUCUGUGAUUGGACAGAGUGGUUUGAUGUUAGUAAACCUGAAGAAGGUGGUGGUGACUACGAAACAUAUGAUGAAAUAAGAAAACAUGGAAACAAAAUAUGUACAUCUCCUAAAGAAAUUGAAUGCAGGGCUAAGGAUAAACCUGAUGUGAGCUUAGAAGAACUUGGUCAGAAAGUAGAGUGCAAUGUUAAAUAUGGGCUAAUCUGUAAAAAUGAUGAGCAAGAUGUAACUAUGUGGCCACUUUGCUAUAAUUAUGAAAUCAGAGUAAACUGUUGUGAGUGGCAAGAAAUUCCUUGUGAGCAUACAACUACACCUACUGUACCUUCAACUUCAACCACCACCCAGACAACAAUAGCCAGCACCACUACAACCAGGACUUCAACAGAAAUUACCACCCGGCCGAUAGACAUCCAUUCCACAACAUGUGAGUAUACACCAUCAGUUCUCACUCCAUUAACUUCAACAACUUCAGCUUCUGUUCAGUUCCUAUUGAGUCCCAUUCAUGCCUCUGUACCUUUGUCUGUUUUCUCCAUCCCUGUUCUUUCUAACAGCCCCAUAUCCAUCCACACCGAGCACACCACAAUCGACAACCACUCCUGCACCGCCAGAGACUCCCAUCACCACCACCAGCACCCCGACAACAACCACCACUACUACUGGAUCAACAAAGCCCACCUCAACUACUUCAAGCACAUCCUCACCAACACCAACAUACACCACCACCACACCAACUCCAGGCACACCGAGCACAGCAUCCCCUACAUCGGAAUGGACAACCACUUCCAAGUCACCGGAGACUCUCAGCAGCACCACGACAACCACCAGCACCAGUACCACGACAACCACCAGCACCAGCAGCAGCAUCACCACCAGCAGAGCACCGACGACAACAACAACAACUGUUCCAACAACCACCCAAACUCCUGCACGUAUGUUCCAAAACCAAAAAAUUCCUGCCAAAAGCCCUGUGCCUCCAACUACACGUGUGAGUGCAUCUGGACAGACUGGAUUGAUGUGACUUAUCCAGAUGCUUCUGACAAGAAUAGUGGUGACUACGAAACCUUUGAGAACAUUUGGAAGAAAUACCCCUCCUGGGAUUGUGCAAAAGUUGAGAAUAUUUCAUGCCGAGCAGAGAAAUUCCCUAGCACUUCCAUUGCAGAUUUAGGGCAGAAAGUGGAAUGUAAUGUUAACGUAGGGCUCAUUUGUAACAAUAAAGAUCAGCAGAUAGGAGGUAUAAUACCAAUGCCGGUGUGCCUCAACUAUGAGAUCAGUGUCUGCUGCACCCCCAACAAACCAGAGUGUCUUCCAACUCCAAGCACCACGAGCACCACAACUUCCACAGCUUCCACCACAACGAGCAGUGUGUCCCCUCCAAUAUCAACCACCGCUCCAACAUCAACAUCAGUGGAGACUCGCAGCCCUACCAUCACCACCACCACCACCACCACCUGGGUGCCCCCCAGCAGCACCACCACUAGUGGCAGCACCUCAGAGACAACAAGAACUGCUCCUGUCUCAACAACACCCGUUUCAACUACUUCAAGCACAUCCACGCCCACACCAACCUACACCACCACCACCUCACCAACUCCAGGCACAACUCCAUCCACACCAAGCACAGCAUCCCCUACAGCAGAAUUGCCCACCACGUCCCUGGAGACUUCCAGCAGCACCACCACCACCCCCAGCACCAGCACCCCGGCAACGAAAACCAGUCUUAUUGGAUCACCAACGCCCACCUCAACUACUUCAAGCACAUCUUCACCAUCACCAACAUACACCACCUCCUUAUCAACUCCAGGCACACCUCCAUCCACACUGAGCACACCAAAAUCAACAACCACUACCUUGCCGCCGGAGACUACCACCACCACCACCAGCCCUCCGAGGACCACAACCACUGUUCCUGGAUCAACAACAACCAUCUCAACUCCUCAAAGCACAACUCCAUCCACACCAAGCACACCACAAUCGACAACCUCUCCCUCGACACCGGAGACUCUCACCACCACGUCCAGUACCACGAUGCCCCCCAGCAGCACCACCAGCAUCAGCACCCCGAGCACAACAACUGUUACUGGAUCACCAACACCCACCUCAACUACUCCAAGCACAUCCACGCCCACACCAACAUACACCACCACCACAUCAAUUCCAGGUACUUCUACAUUUUGUGCUCUCACAUGUUUCCCUGCUUCGUGUGAGUGCAUCUGGACAGACUGGAUUGAUGUGACUUAUCCAGAUGCUUCUGACAAGAAUAGUGGUGACUACGAAACCUUUGAGAACAUUUGGAAGAAAUACCCCUCCUGGGAUUGUGCAAAAGUUGAGAAUAUUUCAUGCCGAGCAGAGAAAUUCCCUAGCACUUCCAUUGCAGAUUUAGGGCAGAAAGUGGAAUGUAAUGUUAACGUAGGGCUCAUUUGUAACAAUAAAGAUCAGCAGAUAGGAGGUAUAAUACCAAUGCCGGUGUGCCUCAACUAUGAGAUCAGUGUCUGCUGCACCCCCAACAAACCAGAGUGUCUUCCAACUCCAAGCACCACGAGCACCACAACUUCCACAGCUUCCACCACAACGAGCAGUGUGCACAACUCCAUCCACACCAAGCACAGCAUCCCCUACAGCAGAAUUUCCCACCACGUCCCUGGAGACUUCCAGCAGCACCACCACCACCCCCAGCACCAGCACCCCGGCAACGAAAACCAGUCUUAUUGGAUCACCAACGCCCACCUCAACUACUUCAAGCACAUCUUCACCAUCACCAACAUACACCACCUCCUUAUCAACUCCAGGCACACCUCCAUCCACACUGAGCACACCAAAAUCAACAACCACUACCUUGCCGCCGGAGACUACCACCACCACCACCAGCCCUCCGAGGACCACAACCACUGUUCCUGGAUCAACAACAACCAUCUCAACUCCUCAAAGCACAACUCCAUCCACACCAAGCACACCACCAUCGACAACCUCUCCCUCAACACCGGAGACUCUCACCACCACCACCAGCCCUCCAACCACAACCACAACCACAACAAGAACACCAACGGUUACUGGAUCUUCCAUGACCACAUCAAGUCCUGGAAGCACAACUCCAUCCACACCAAGCACACCACAAUCGACAACCUCUCCCUCGACACCGGAGACUCUCACCACCACGUCCAGUACCACGAUGCCCCCCAGCAGCACCACCAGCAUCAGCACCCCGAGCACAACAACUGUUACUGGAUCACCAACACCCACCUCAACUACUCCAAGCACAUCCACGCCCACACCAACAUACACCACCACCACAUCAAUUCCAGGCACAGAAAGCACAUCCACACUGAGCACGCCAAAAUCGACAACCACUACCUCGCCAACGGAGACUCCCACCACCACCACCAGCCCUCCAACCACAACCACUGGUCCUGGAUCAACAACAACCAUCUCAACUCCUCAAACUUCCCCUCUUAUCUCCUAUUCCAUGAAUUAGUGAGGUGUUCCAGUAAUGAGGCAGAGAUAGAAAGCUCCAGCAAGUUUGAAAGCAUUGCUCCUCCUUACCUAUUGCACCACGAUGACCCCCAGCAGCACCACCAGCAUCAGCACCCACAAGACAACGACAACAACUGUUACUGGCUCAUCAACAACUUUCUCAACUACUUCAAGCGCACCUACACCCACAUGGGAAUGGACAACCACUUCCAAGUCACCGGAGACUCUCAGCAGCACCACGACAACCACCAGCACCAGUACCACGACAACCACCAGCACCAGCAGCAGCAUCACCACCAGCAGAGCACCGACGACAACAACAACAACUGUUCCAACAACCACCCAAACUCCUGCACGUAUGUUCCAAAACCAAAAAAUUCCUGCCAAAAGCCCUGUGCCUCCAACUACACGUGUGAGUGCAUCUGGACAGACUGGAUUGAUGUGACUUAUCCAGAUGCUUCUGACAAGAAUAGUGGUGACUACGAAACCUUUGAGAACAUUUGGAAGAAAUACCCCUCCUGGGAUUGUGCAAAAGUUGAGAAUAUUUCAUGCCGAGCAGAGAAAUUCCCUAGCACUUCCAUUGCAGAUUUAGGGCAGAAAGUGGAAUGUAAUGUUAACGUAGGGCUCAUUUGUAACAAUAAAGAUCAGCAGAUAGGAGGUAUAAUACCAAUGCCGGUGUGCCUCAACUAUGAGAUCAGUGUCUGCUGCACCCCCAACAAACCAGAGUGUCUUCCAACUCCAAGCACCACGAGCACCACAACUUCCACAGCUUCCACCACAACGAGCAGCACAGAAAGCACAUCCACACUGAGCACGCCAAAAUCGACAACCACUACCUCGCCAACGGAGACUCCCACCACCACCACCAGCCCUCCAACCACAACCACUGGAUCAACCCCCAAGACCACCACUUCAGGUCCCACACCCUCAAGUUCCACCAGCACCACACCAGUAACAGAAACUCCUAUCCAUGAGACCACUACCACCAGGACCUCAAGCCCUCCAACAGGAUUAUCUACCACCACUUCCAGCCCUGGCACCACCACAACCUCGGGACCAAGCAGCCCUACAGCAACACAGCCACCAGUAUCGACAACCCCAUUCACUGGAACAGGAUCAACCCCCAAGACCACCACUUCAGGCCCCACACCCUCAAGUUCCACCAGCACCACACCAGUAACAGAAACUCCUAUCCAUGAGACCACUACCACCAGGACCUCAAGCCCUCCAACAGGAUUAUCUACCACCACUUCCAGCCCUGGCACCACCACAACCUCGGGGCCAAGCAGCCCUACAGCAACACAGCCACCAGUAUCGACAACCCCAUUCACUGGAACAGGAUCAACCCCCAAGACCACCACUUCAGGCCCCACACCCUCAGUGUCCACUCCCCCUACCACCACAGUAGGAACAGAAAUAAGUACUCCAACCACGACCUCUGCAACUGUUACGACUCCAACAUCACCUACAUCAACCAGCCCCGUGUCAACCACUACCGCUGGUACUACUCCAACAGAAAGCUUUACCACCACUUCAGGAACCACCUCUAGUAGUUCUAUCACAAUCAAUGCUACAACCACCAUCUCCACAACCUUCAAAACCCUGCCGCCUGUCUCAACUACUACAUCUGGGCCUACUGCAACAUCAACUGCAGUCACCACUACAGGAAGUUCUACACACAGUGCAACUCCUCCAGUUAAUGGGUCAACUACAGGUCUAACACCAACCACUCCCAAAAAAACUUGUACUAUUUUCCCUAAUGAAACUUAUGAGCAAGGUGACUCGUGGAUACUCUGUAACUGCACUAAGGUUAUAUGUAUAGAAGACAACAUUGUCCAGGUGAUUCCAAUAAUCUGCAAUCCACCCCCGAAACCCACGUGUUCCAAUGGACUGUCUCCUGUGCCAGUCAUGGAUGAGGAUGGAUGCUGUUGGCACUGGGAGUGUGAUUGCUACUGCACUGGCUGGGGAGAUCCACAUUACAUGACUUUUGAUGGACUAUACUACAGCUAUCAAGGGAAUUGUACAUAUGUCCUUGUGGAAGAGAUCAAUAAGAAAGUUGACAACUUUGGUGUCUACAUUGAUAACUACCAUUGUGAUGCACGGGAUGUAGUGUCCUGUCCUCGAACGCUCAUUGUGAGACAUGAGACUCAGGAAGUGAGGCUAACAACAGCACAACCAAAUACUCUACAAGUAGAGGUUACAGUAAACAACCAGCUUGUGGCUUUGCCUUACAAGAAGUUUGGUGUGAGCAUCUACGAGUCAGGCAUAAAUAGUGUUGUGGAAAUUCCUGAGCUGAAAAUGAAUGUGACCUACAAUGGCUUGUCCUUUUCUAUCAGAAUGCCCUACAGCCUGUUUGGCAACAAUACCCAGGGACAGUGUGGUACUUGCAAUAACAACACGGCAGAUGACUGCAUGCUGCCAAAUGGAAACAUUGCAGAAAACUGUGAAACCAUGGCAGAUCAUUGGCAAGUUGUUGAUCCUUCCAAACCACAGUGCUCUCCAGGCCUAGUUCCUACAGGUUCACCUAGCACAACACCAACACAGCCUUGCAAAGAAUCGUCCAUCUGCGAGCUUAUUUUGGGAAGUGUGUUCAAGCCAUGCCAUGCAUUUGUCCAGCCUGAGAAAUACUAUGCAGCCUGCGUUUUUGAUAGCUGUGUACUUCCCAACCUAGACCUGGAAUGCUCAAGUCUGCAGAUCUAUGCUGCCACCUGUGCUGAUCAAGGCGCGUGCAUUGACUGGAGAAAACACACCAAUGGUGUAUGCUGUAAGUAUGAAUGUCCUUCAGGUAAAGAAUAUAGAGCAUGUGGUCCUAUUAAAGAGACGACCUGCAAAUCAAGAGGACAGAAUGAGACAUCAACUAAACAAGUGGAAGGCUGUUUCUGUCCUAAUGGAACCAUGCUGUAUGACUCUGGUGUGGAUGUCUGCGUGAAAACCUGUGGCUGUGUUGGAGUGGAUAUGGUAUCAAGAGAGUUUGGAGAAAAGUUUACAGUGGACUGUAAGGACUGUAUUUGCCUGGAAGGUGAACAUGGCAUUGUAUGUGAGCCUCAUGUAUGUGAUCAAAAGAAGGUCACUUGUGAAGGAGAAGGCUUCUAUGAAGUCACUGAAGUCAAUCCUAAAGACUCCUGCUGCCCUCUUUUCACUUGCAAAUGCAAUACAAGCUCGUGCACAGCUAAAGCCCCCAAGUGCUCACUGGGAUUUGAAGUUCAUUCUUAUAUUCCCAGUGGUCAGUGCUGUCCUGUAUACCAAUGUGUUCCCAAGGGGGUUUGCGUACAUGAGAAUGCUGAGUUCUUGCCCAACUCCUCAGUCUUUGUUGACAAGUGCCAGAAUUGUGUCUGCACAAAUGAUGUUAAUGUCAGCACUCAACUGAAUAUAAUCUCCUGUGAACGUGUCCCCUGCAACACAUACUGUCAACCAGGAUAUGAACUUAAACCAGUGAAAGGCGAAUGCUGUGGAAAAUGUGUGCAGACCAAGUGUAUUAUAAAGACAUCAGACAAUUCUGAACUCAUCUUGAGUCCUGGAGACUUUAAAAAUGAUCCUCACAACAACUGCACCAUUUAUAGCUGUGUAGAUGUCCACGACCAGCUUAUUGCUUCCACAUCUGAGAUUACCUGUCCAGCAUUCAAUGAAGACAGCUGCAAACCUGGAACUAUUUCAUUCUUACCUAAUGGUUGUUGCAGAACAUGUGCCCCUCUGGACAGCAGCACACCGUGCUCUGUGCGCCACAGAAAAGACUUUAUCGUCUACAAUGGCUGCCGCUCCGUGGACAGAGUUGACAUGACUGAAUGUGAAGGAACAUGUGGAACCUUCUCGCUAUACUCUGCUGAGGCCAAUUCCAUGGACCACAGCUGCUCCUGCUGCAGAGAAACAAGGACCACUGAGAAGUACGUGGUUCUGAAAUGCCCUGGUGGGCACGCAGUGUCACACAAGUACAUCUACGUGGAGAGCUGCAGCUGUCAAGACACUGAAUGCCAGAGGCCAGAGUCCAAUGAGCUGCAGAAGAAUGAAGUAAAUGACAAGACGACCGCUCUGAACAGGAUCAAGAGAGCCAUCAGCUUAACAUCAAAAUGAAGGCAAAAAACCCCUCUGGCAUUAUUGACUGAAAGGACUGUGAACCAUUCUUAGCUUCCUUGACUACUUUUGAACUUUACUUUUCCCAGUAACUGCAUCCUGUUUGUUCUCUAAUUAAUUAACUGUGCCCUAUUUAUUUGUGCACAAAAUAAGAACACAAAUUUGUAUUCUUACAAGUGCACAACCUCUUGAGUCCUUUCCAAAUCCUCUGAAUGAUUAAAAGCACAUCUCAAAAA